Cornus florida is the source of this 1564-nucleotide messenger RNA. RefSeq names its product transcription factor TCP20. Gene Ontology annotation, cellular component: nucleus. The coding region runs from base 297 to 1208 and encodes 303 amino acids. Gene Ontology annotation, molecular function: sequence-specific DNA binding; DNA-binding transcription factor activity. The record is from RefSeq and is a predicted model, not a curated record. The transcript is spliced from 2 exons. NCBI's taxonomy places the organism in Eukaryota, Viridiplantae, Streptophyta, Magnoliopsida, Cornales, Cornaceae.
AAAUAGACCCUGAAUUAAAUUUUGAGGUCCUUAGAGAAGGUACUUAAUAACAUCGGGAUCUCGAGAUCUACUUUUGCCUUUCACAGUUUCACUGUUUCACAGUUUCACAGCCCUUUACCAAAAACAGGGAAAACACAUGAAUAUCUAGGACAAAGUUUUCACUUCCCAAAAAAAAAAAAAAAAAACCGAGAAAAAAAAAAAAGAUUUUGAGGUCACCUUCUCCGAUCAAAGAGGACUCCAUAAAAUAAUACUAUAAUUUUUUUAUUUUGUGCACACCCACCCUUUAGCCUCUGUUGAUGGAUCCCAAGGGCUCAAAGCAGCCACCACAGGAGGUUCCAACAGCCUUCUUGAGCCUCCCACAAGCGACCAUGGGAGAGAACAAAGCAGCUGAAAUUAAAGACUUCCAGAUUGUGAUUGCAGACAAAGAAGAGAGUGGGACUAAGAAGCAAUUGGCCCCAAAGAGGAGCUCUAACAAAGACAGGCACACCAAAGUUGAAGGCAGAGGAAGGAGGAUAAGGAUGCCAGCUCUUUGUGCAGCAAGAAUUUUCCAGUUGACCAGAGAAUUGGGUCACAAAUCUGAUGGAGAGACCAUCCAGUGGUUGUUACAGCAGGCGGAGCCGUCGAUAAUCGCGGCGACCGGGACGGGAACCAUCCCGGCCUCUGCCUUAGCAACUGCAGGAGGCUCUGUUUCGCAUCAAGGGAAUUCUAUAUCGGUGGGAUUGCAUCAAAAGAUUGAUGAAUUGGGUGGACAUAUUGGGGGGUCAGGAGGGAGUAGUAGGACCAGUUGGCCAAUGUUAGGUGGGAAUUUGGGGAGACCCCAUAUGCCCACAGCAGCAGCAGCAGGGAUAUGGCCCCCUGCUGCUAUGAGUAAUUUUGGGUUUCAGUCAUCAUCGUCAUCUGGGCCAUCAACUGCCAAUCUGGGUAGUGAAAGUUCAAAUUACCUGCAAAAAAUAGGGUUCCCUGGGUUUGACUUACCAGUCACCAAUUUGGGUCCUUUGAGUUUUACCUCAAUUUUGGGUGGUACUACCCAGCAGCUACCUGGGUUGGAGCUAGGGCUGUCACAGGAUGGUCAUAUUGGGGUUUUGAAUUCUCAAGCCCUAAGUCAAAUUUACCAGCAGAUGGGGCAGGCAAGAAUGCACCAGCAAGAGCAGCAUCAACAUCAGCAGCAACCAUCUUCCAAGGAUGACUCUCAAGGUUCAGGACAGUAGAAUCGGAGCUGGGUUUUUCUGGUUAAUGAUUUGUGUAUUGUAUCACUGCACAGAAGGAGAUAGCUGAGAAUUCAGUUGGAAUUGGACUUGGUUUGCCCUAUCCUCUUGUCUCCGCAACUCCUUCCUAGUCUCCAACUACAGGUGGAACUGUGCAGGGCCAAAUAGCUUGGGUUUGGGCUUAACUUCUAUUUAUUUUGAAAAAGGCGUGUUGAUUAUAGUGUAAGUCAUCCUUUUAAUUAUUUUGAUCUCUUUAGGUCUAGAUGGAGUCUUGAUCAACUUGUUUGUGAAGAUAAAUAUAAAUUUUUGUGGCCAUGUUUGUGCAAUUUUAUCUUAGAUGUGGUAGCAGUUUUUGAUUA